GAGAGGAGCUGACAGCGCGGAGCUGGCGCUGCGGAGCGCACGGAGCCCUGUCGGUUUCUCCCGCCGACGUCUGCGAGGACAGCAGCGUCUGACCCGCCCGGGUUCGGAGAUUUAUACAGGCGUGGAGCAAUGCUUAUGGCUCUGCGGCUUCUCAAAGGCCCCUAGAAGCCUGUUCCUCAGCACAGUCCAGGACCUCCAGCCCCAUGGAGCCCCCGAUCCCACAGAGCGUCCCCUUGACUCCCAGCUCAGUCAUGGUCCAGCCCCUACUUGACAGCCGUAUGCCCCACGGCCGCCUCCAACACCCACUCACCAUCCUCCCCAUCGACCAGAUGAAGACCAGCCACGUGGAAAACGACUACAUAGACAACCCCGGCCUGGUGCCCCCAAUGGGCCCCAAGCGGACCCGCGGUGGGGCCCCAGAGCUGGCCCCAACGCCCGCCCGCUGUGACCAGGAUGUCACCCACCACUGGAUCUCCUUCAGCGGGCGCCCCAGCUCCGUGAGCAGCAGCAGCAGCACGUCCUCUGACCAGCGUCUCUUAGACCACAUGGCACCACCGCCCGUGGCUGACCAGGCCUCCCCAAGGGCUGUGCGCAUCCAGCCCAAGGCCGUCCACUGCAAGCCACUGGACCUCAAGGGCCCCGCAGUCCCACCAGAGCUGGACAAGCACUUCUUGCUGUGCGAGGCCUGUGGGAAGUGUAAGUGCAAGGAGUGUGCCUCGCCCCGGACACUGCCCUCCUGCUGGGUCUGCAACCAGGAGUGCCUGUGCUCCGCCCAGACCCUGGUCAACUAUGGCACCUGCAUGUGCCUGGUGCAAGGCGUCUUCUACCACUGCACCAACGAGGACGACGAGGGCUCCUGCGCCGACCACCCCUGCUCCUGCUCCCACUCAAACUGCUGCGCCCGCUGGUCCUUCAUGGGCGCCCUGUCCCUGGUGCUGCCAUGCCUGCUCUGCUACCUGCCUGCCACCGGCUGUGUGAAGCUGGCCCAGCGCGGCUACGACCGCCUGUGCCGCCCGGGAUGCCGCUGCAAGCACACGAACAGCGUCAUCUGCAAGGCGGCUGCUGGGGAUGCCAAGGCCAGCAGACCCGACAAGUCCUUCUGACGCUGUGGGUCAAAGCCCCCGUGCUGCUACCCCUGGAACUUGGUUCCCUUCUGACACCUGAGACGACCACAGCAAGGCCAGAGGUUUUAGCGUCCUGAGGCUGACCUUGUUGGUCUGCCCACUCCCCAUCCUCCGCUUCUGAAGAAAUGGAGACCACCAUCGCCCACCCUCUCUUCCCCAGAAGGAAGGAGGAGUACUUUGGGUUUUUUUUU
This is a messenger RNA of Suricata suricatta (meerkat), 1315 nucleotides long. RefSeq names its product sprouty RTK signaling antagonist 4 (gene SPRY4). Gene Ontology annotation, cellular component: membrane; cytosol. NCBI's taxonomy places the organism in Eukaryota, Metazoa, Chordata, Mammalia, Carnivora, Herpestidae. The record is from RefSeq and is a predicted model, not a curated record. Gene Ontology annotation, biological process: negative regulation of fibroblast growth factor receptor signaling pathway; negative regulation of MAP kinase activity; animal organ development. The coding region runs from base 204 to 1103 and encodes 299 amino acids. The transcript is spliced from 2 exons.